CAAAUAAACAAACAAACCGGACCGCGACUGUCAUGAUCUCUCUUCAGCCAAGAAACAAAGAGAAAUAAACUUUGUCUCCUCUCAUACGAAUCCAAGAGCCUUCCACUCCCAGAAGGAUUUGAUGGGCGAAAGGGGUCGGAGCUUCCAGGUGGAUCCGAACGUCCCCAGAUAUGUCUGCCAGAACUGCCGCAACUCUCUCUGCGUCAUCGGCGCCGAUUCCUACGCCGAAAAGUUCUUCCACGAUUUCUCUCGCUCCGGUAUGCAGGGCUCUUCAAUGCAUGGGGCGAACAGUGUGUUAUCAUCAAUGCGGAUGGACAAUUCUUUUGUUUUGUUACCACAGCAAAGAGCCCAGGCACAAGGAGUCCCUCCACGUCCCCGUGGUGGAGCAGUCAAUGCAGGCCAGUCUGGAAAUGCAAUGGAUGAGUCCUUUGUGGUUGUUAAUAAGUCUGAGUCCUCAGCAGAUGGUGGUGGGGCUCAUUUGCCAUCACCUGAUGGAGGACCCAAUGGUCCUUUGCAGCCUAACAAUUCUGGCUUUCACUCUACUAUAACUCUCCUGAAACGGGCAUUUGAAAUUGCAAGCACCCAAACGCAGGUUGAGCAACCUUUAUGCGUUGAAUGCAUGAGGGUUUUGUCUGAUAAACUUGACAAGGAGGUUGAAGAUGUGAAUAGGGACAUUAAAGCAUAUGAAGCCUGUCUUAAACGCUUGGAGGGUGAGACAAGGGAAGUGCUUAGUGAGACUGAUUUUCUCAAGGAAAAACUAAAGAUUGAGGAAGAAGAAAGAAAACUUGAAGCGGCAAUUGAAGAGAUGGAAAAACAGAAUGCAGAAGUAAAUAAUGAACUGAAGGAACUUGAGUUGAAAUCUAGCAGAUUUAAGGAGUUGGAGGAGCGGUACUGGCACGAGUUCAAUAAUUUUCAGUUUCAAUUGAUUUCAAAUCAGGAAGAAAGAGAUGCAAUUUUGGCCAAGAUAGAAGUUUCGCAAGCACACUUGGAGUUGUUGAAACGAACUAAUGUGCUCAAUGAUGCCUUUCCUAUCUGGCAUGAUGGAGAAUUUGGUACCAUUAACAAUUUUCGACUUGGACGACUUCCUAAAAUUCCGGUUGAGUGGGAUGAGAUAAAUGCUGCCUGGGGUCAAGCUUGCCUUCUUCUCCAUACAAUGUGUCAAUAUUUCCGGCCAAAGUUUCAGUAUCGAAUAAAAAUACUUCCUAUGGGCAGCUACCCUCGGAUUAUGGACAACAAUAACAAUACUUAUGAGCUGUUUGGUCCGGUGAACUUGUUCUGGAGCACUCGAUAUGACAAAGCAAUGACAUUGUUCUUGACAUGCCUCAAGGACUUUGCUGAAUUUGCGAAUUCCAAGGACCAAGAAAACAACAUACCACCUGAAAAACGCUUUAAAUUGCCCUACAAGAUUGAGAAUGACAAAGUGGAAACCUAUUCGAUCACUCAAAGCUUCAAUAAGCAGGAGAAUUGGACCAAAGCUCUCAAAUACACCCUCUGCAAUUUGAAAUGGGCUCUGUAUUGGUUUGUUGGGAACACAAACUUCCAGCCUCUUUCCGCAGUAGUGUCGUCUUCACAUGCUGAAGUCUCAGGUGUAGGCUCUUUGUACUCGAGACGCAGUACCGACUCCAAGUCUGAGUUCCAAAACUCAUCGCAUCCAUGACAUAGAUGUCGAAUACACAUCAUACACCGACAUGUAUAUAGAAACACCAUAGUUUAGUCUUGUGCAGUUAAAAGCAUAAUUUUUAGCGUAUUGUAAUACUCUAUUGAAGCAUUCAUAGUACCAGAGCAAAGGAUUGCUGUUUUUUU
This is a messenger RNA of Pyrus x bretschneideri (Chinese white pear), 1803 nucleotides long. Its product is annotated as beclin-1-like protein. Lineage: Eukaryota; Viridiplantae; Streptophyta; Magnoliopsida; Rosales; Rosaceae. Gene Ontology annotation, cellular component: phagophore assembly site; phosphatidylinositol 3-kinase complex, class III, type I; phosphatidylinositol 3-kinase complex, class III, type II. Gene Ontology annotation, biological process: autophagosome assembly; late endosome to vacuole transport; cellular response to nitrogen starvation. The record is from RefSeq and is a predicted model, not a curated record. The transcript is spliced from 9 exons. The coding region runs from base 122 to 1657 and encodes 511 amino acids.